Molecule: messenger RNA, 903 nt
Organism: Penicillium paradoxum
Lineage: Eukaryota; Fungi; Ascomycota; Eurotiomycetes; Eurotiales; Aspergillaceae
Product: MBL fold metallo-hydrolase
Exons: 1
Coding region: 1-903 (300 amino acids)
Source: RefSeq, a predicted model, not a curated record
AUGACGAGUCCACUUGAUGAUAAAGCUGGCUCGGCUUCCAUUGCGCUGAGAAGACUGGAAGCUGGCUAUCUCGAUCUUCCGAUGCAUCUAUUCGUACAAGGGGCUCCAAAAGAUGAAAUCCGUCGAGUGCCGUCCAUGGCUUGGCUGAUAUCACACGGCCCAUCCAAGACCAACCUUGUAUUCGACCUCGGCAUCAAGAAAGACGUUCAAAACUACCCACCGGCUGUAUAUGAGCGAAUGAAGCGACUCGUCCAUGCCGAUGUUCCCCAAGAUGUGUUCGAAAGUCUUGAAAAAGGCGGGCUGGAUGUUCAAUCCGAUAUCAAUACAGUGAUCUUCUCGCAUAUGCAUUAUGAUCAUACAGGGGAUCCCUCAAAGUUCGGUCCUGGGGUGAAGUUUGUCGUGGGGCCUGGUGCUGGACGUUUCAUUCGGGGUCCCCAGUCCUACCCCGAGGACCCAAACUCGCCAUAUGAUUCCAGAGGCUUUCCCCUUGACGGUGUGUUGGAACUUCCAGAUGGCAAUGAUAGUGAUUACUGGUCCCCAUUAGGACCUUUUCCGGCCGCUCAUGAUUGGUUUGGUGAUGGAUCUGUUUACUUGAUUCACGCGCCUGGUCAUCUAUCGAGGCAUCCCAAUCUUCUUGUUCAUGACGAGGAGAAUGGAUGGGUCUAUCUUGCCGGAGACACUGCUCACGAUUGUGCUCUUCUGAGCGGGACUAAAAAUGCAGCAAUGUAUCCCGACGAGCAAACCGGGUUACUGAAGUGUGCCCAUGAAGAUAAAGAAUUAGCUGAGAAGCACAUGCGUCUCGUCAAGGAGCUUGAAACAGUCAUCUCUGUCGAGGUCAUCUUGGCUCAUGAUAGUGCAUGGCUUGCUGAGAACAAUCUACGGUUCGGGAUCGAAUCCAAUUGA